GAAGAGGAUGAGGAGGAGGAAGAGGAGGAGGAAGAAGAAGGGGAGGAAGAGGAAGAGGAAGAGGAAGAGGAAGAAAGGAAGGGGGUUGCGAAGGCAGACGGAGAGGAGAAAGAGGAGAAAAAGGAAGAAGGCCAGAAGGGUUACGAGCGAGCAGAAAGGGAAGAACAGCAUCUCUGCAAGCCAUGCAAGACGGCAAUGAACAUGAAAAAGUGCAGAGGACGUGAAAAGGCUGAAAGAGCUUGUCUCUUCGAAGGGGGCAAAACUAGCGCGACCACAGAAAUUUGUGGCUUCUGCUCGUGUCCAUCCGGCCAUAAAGGCUGUCCGGCCACCCGAGACAAGGCUCCUCGAGCACCGACUUCAGUGCCGCCCGAACCUGGGGAACAGGGUAAAAGCAAAAAGCCAGUGAUUCGUCGCCGGCUGAAGCAAUUCGGCGCCAACAUGGUCACACAUACAGUGUCGGACUACACAAAAGAGCGUCUACUGGCAGCACUGGCCCGGCCAAAGGCGGUUGUCUCGGCAGCAGUUGCUCGAAAGGGCCUCCGCAAUUCCAGCAAUUCACGCCGACGACAACGAUCAGUUCGAGGUCAGACUGAGGUCCCUCUGGCUAAGCCGAACGUGUCCUGUAUCAAUCCGAGGGACUUGGAGGCUAAGACGACUUCCAACUCCGACUCUGUCGCCAAGUUUCCAGCCGAGCUUGCCCCAGCAAAGAUGCCUGGAUUCAAAACUCCU
Protopolystoma xenopodis is the source of this 729-nucleotide messenger RNA. Lineage: Eukaryota; Metazoa; Platyhelminthes; Monogenea; Polystomatidea; Polystomatidae. The record is from the annotation of a GenBank genome assembly.